UCAGUCUAUGAUGUCAAAUUGAAUGCAUCCUGCUGACGAUCCGUUGGAAUCGUGACGAUCCGGGUAGAAGUCCGACAUGCAGUGGAGUGUCGUCGUUCUUGCGGUUGGUAUCUGUUGUUGCACAGUGUCGGGCGACGAGCACGAGCAUCAUUACAAGGACAACGAGGAGGUUGUAUUAUGGAUGAACACUGUCGGUCCGUAUCACAACCGGCAAGAGACCUACACCUACUACUCUCUCCCCUUUUGCAAGGGUCCCAAGCAGACUAUCAGUCAUUAUCACGAAACGCUGGGUGAGGCCCUUCAAGGGGUCGAACUCGAGUUCAGCGGCCUCGAAAUUGAAUACAAAAAAGACGUGCCGCAGAAGCAGUAUUGUGAAGUGGAAUUGACGGAGAAGGUCUAUAAUGCUUUCGUGUACGCCGUGCGUAACCACUAUUGGUAUCAGAUGUACAUCGACGAUCUCCCCGUGUGGGGUAUAGUGGGGGAGGUAGAUGCCGGUGGCGGCAAACAGGUUGACUACUAUAUAUGGACAUUGAAGAAACUUGAUAUCGGAUACAAUGAAAAUCAGAUUGUCGACGUGAAUUUGACGAGCGAUGCCAAGGUAAAGCUGGUUCAAGGAGAGAAACUCUCCUUAACAUAUCAAGUGCACUGGAAGCCGUCGAAGGUGUCGUUCAGUCGCCGAUACGAGAAGUAUCUUGACCCGAGUUUUUUCCAGCAUCGAAUACAUUGGUUUUCGAUCUUCAACUCGUUUAUGAUGGUCAUCUUUCUCGUCGGCCUCGUCACCAUGAUCCUGAUGCGAACGCUAAGGAAGGACUACGCGAGAUACAACCGAGACGACGAUCUGGACGACAUGGAACGCGACUUGGGCGACGAGUACGGCUGGAAACAAGUACACGGCGACGUCUUCCGACCCGUCAACAGCACGAUCCUCUUAUCGUCGCUCAUCGGAUCCGGUCACCAUUGUCUCGUUGUCACGUUCUUUGUCAUUUUAUUUGUCAUAUUCGGGCAUCUCUACACGGAGCGAGGCUCGAUUCUUAGCACUGUGAUAUUUGUGUACGCGGCAACGUCGCCCGUCAAUGGCUACUUUGGUGGCUCUUUGUAUGCACGACAAGGAGGCAAGCAAUGGAUCAAGCAGACGUUAUGCGGCGCGCUCCUGUUACCGUCGGUCGUGAGCGGACUGGCUUUCACGAUCAACUUCAUCGCGAUUUACUAUCACGCGUCACGUGCCAUCCCGUUCACUAGCGUUCUCUCUAUUCUUGCCAUCUGUAUGUUCAUCAUCCUUCCGAUGUCGCUGAUCGGGGCGAUUGUUGGUCGUAACGUUGCCGGACAACCAGACAACCCGUGCCGAGUGAACACGGUCCCUCGUCCAAUACCCGAAAAGAAAUGGUUUAUGGAGCCGCCGAUUAUUGUUCUUCUCGGCGGGAUCCUUCCUUUCGGCUCGAUAUUCAUUGAAAUGUAUUUCAUCUUUACGUCGUUUUGGGCGUACAAAAUUUAUUACGUCUACGGAUUCAUGUUACUCGUCUUUGUGAUUCUCAUCAUCGUCACGGUGUGCGUCACCAUCGUUUGUACAUACUUCUUACUCAACUCGGAAGAUUACAGAUGGCAGUGGACGAGUUUUCUCUCUGCCGGCUCUGCGGCCUUCUACGUCUAUCUCUAUUCGUUCUACUACUAUUUCUUCAAGACUAAGAUGUAUGGUCUCUUCCAGACUGCAUUCUAUUUUGGCUACAUGGGCUUGUUUAGUUUGGCGUUAGGUGUCAUGUGCGGAACGGUCGGCUACGUUGGCACGAGCCUUUUUGUUAGGAAGAUAUAUUCGACUGUCAAAAUCGACUGAUGAUUAUGUGGGUUCAGGUUUAGUGUCGGAUUGCAUGCUAGCGAAUAUGUAUCGGUCAACUCUACACUAAAUUACAGUCUGAUGUGUGUCGUCUUA
This is a messenger RNA of Corticium candelabrum, 1924 nucleotides long. Its product is annotated as transmembrane 9 superfamily member 3-like. The record is from RefSeq and is a predicted model, not a curated record. Lineage: Eukaryota; Metazoa; Porifera; Homoscleromorpha; Homosclerophorida; Plakinidae. Gene Ontology annotation, biological process: protein localization to membrane. Gene Ontology annotation, cellular component: membrane. The coding region runs from base 77 to 1828 and encodes 583 amino acids. The transcript has a single exon.